AUGUCAAAGAACGAAAAUUAUGGUCAUGGUCAACUACCGCAAUCAGGCGUACAAGACGGGGCGCCGAUUGCGGAACCAGCAUUUGUGCAGAAUCAGAUAUACGAACCACAAUUUCAGCCAGCUGGCAAUAUGAAUACGAUACAGCAACAGCAACAACAGCAACAACAACCAUUUCCACCACUGCUUUAUCCACAAUACAUACAACAAUUGCAGCCGCAACAUACAUUGCCACCACAGUUGCAGCAACAACUACAAGCGCAGCAAUCGCAAAUGCAACAACGAUAUACUUCUGGGUUACCACAUCCACAUUCACCAGUGAUGCCACACCAGCAAUUAGCAUCUUAUCAGCUUAUACUGCUGUCGCAAAUACCAUUUGCUGCAAUGGAACAGCAGCAGCAGCAGCAGCAGCAGCAGCAACAACAACGGCAACAGUCAGUGGGACAGGACACCUUAGUGCAAGACGCAAUGACCACAUCUACAAAUGCAUCUACUUCAAGUGUAAAUACCAAUGUUGAUUCUGUGGGUCAACAAUUACAACCUCCAUUUCAAUCACACUUGCAUCCCAAUGAAACAUUGAAUCAAAUUGAUCCAGCCAGUACUGGGUCUGUGCCAGUACAACAACAACAACAACAACAACAACAGUAUCUGGUUCUGGGUAGUAGUCAGGAAGCUUCGUCUUCAUCAAUACCAACAUCAACAGCACACACAGAUCACAGUAGACAAACUGCUAAUUAUACCACAACUGAGCCUACGUCAGUAUCGUCGACAUCAAACCCAAACUUAUCAUCCACUACUGCUUCACAUCGACCGCCACAAUCAAUAGAUAAUAUGUACAUUCAAUCGCAACCAAUUUCUUUACAUCAUGAUGAGAGCCAACACUUGCUGCAAGUUUCGUCUCAUUCAUUACCAAUACAGCCUCCAGCUCAAUUUCAAAUAUUACAUCUGCAACUGCUGCCACUGUUGACACAAUACCCACAACAAGCACAACCGAUAUACACUCGCCCUCCAUUACCAUACCAAUCGGCAACCGUAGGGUCAUUUGCACCCACAAGCUUACCAACUUUGAAACCUCACCAUCAGUACCACCCACACCAACUACAACAGCCCAUGGAUGUGGCAAAGUACCCCGACAUGACAUCAUUUGUCAAUUCAAACAUCAACUCCAUCCCCAUCCCAUUAGUCGAAGCACGAUUUGUUGAUCAUCGUGUAUGUGAAAUUUGCGGCAAGAGAAUAACUAGAGAUAUGUCACGUCACAUGCGUACGCAUCAAUCUGAAUCUCGAUUCACUUGUGAGUUCCCCAAGCAACAAUGUCGUCAUAAACUGGGUAAAUUCAAUCGUCCUUAUGAUUACAAGAAACAUUUACUCAAUCGACAUUAUAACUUCGAUGAUCCCGAAGUGAAGAAAUUGCAUAAUUUGAGUGAUAAAUUGCCUCAUUGGGGAACAUGUCCUUGUGGGUUACGAUUUACCGGAGAGGAUUGGUUGGAGGAGCAUAUUCUUACAUCUGAUUUAACCAAGAGAUGUCCCAUACUUGAUCCAAGAUAG
Molecule: messenger RNA, 1542 nt
Organism: Lodderomyces parapsilosis
Lineage: Eukaryota; Fungi; Ascomycota; Pichiomycetes; Serinales; Debaryomycetaceae
Exons: 1
Coding region: 1-1542 (513 amino acids)
Source: RefSeq, a predicted model, not a curated record